GAGUUAACUAUUGAUAAACUAUAGGUACUUCCUUGUGGUCAGCUGUAUAUAGCUGCCCCCCUUUCUCCAACAGAACAGAACCUACCAGAGACUCCUUAUACAUCAGGAGAGUAUGACCAUGACGAUGUUGACCAUAUUUCUGCUUCUCAGCGCUGCCUUUACUCUGGGUGAUGCAAGAGAUCUGAAUGACACAGAGAAUCAAAUUAUUGAGAACCUGAUACGCAACCUGCCAAUUGAGUCUGAGGAGAUGGGAGCGAAGGAGAAAGGGGGACUACAAACCAGGAGUUCAUCAUGCCCACCUGGUUGGCACAGAUAUGAGACACACUGCUAUCACUACGUCCCCAUCAUGGCCAAAUGGCCAGAGGCAGAGCAUUACUGUUUGCUAUUGGGAGGUAACCUGGCGUCAGUGCACAGCCUCUCCCAGUAUAACUUCCUUCAGUCAGUCAUCCAAAGUGGUGCCAACGGAGCCCAGCGCACUUGGAUUGGAGCCAACGAUGCCAUCAAGGUCAGAAGCACUCUGUUUAACACUCCUGAAACCUAUACAGAGGGUCUUUGGCUGUGGAGCGAUGGGUCCAGGUUUAGCUACCAGAACUGGGGCAAGGGGCAACCCGAUAACUACAUCCAUGUUGCUGGGAACGACAACACAAAUGGCCAUGAGCAUUGUAUGGAGAUGAACUUUGGAGGUGACUUCGGGCAGAAUGAUGCAGUCUGUUGGAUACAACGUCCAUUCAUGUGUUCCAGAAAGCUGUAAUAUCUACCGAUUGGGAGAGAAUUCAUGUUCUAACGUUACUCCCCUCAUGUUUAGUGUACUUUUAGAUUAUUGCUGAUUUUAAUGAGAUUCUAUUGCCUUAUCUGGAUGAUUAUUGCUGAUUAUGUAAAGUGAAUUUGGGUGUCUUGAAAAGCACUUGUAGUAAUACAUUUUAGAAAUUCUAUAUUAUCUGAGAGGCUCUCAGGUGAUGGGAUUCUUCACUAAAGUCAGUCUGUAAUAUUU
This is a messenger RNA of Oncorhynchus tshawytscha (Chinook salmon), 991 nucleotides long. Its product is annotated as galactose-specific lectin nattectin-like. The coding region runs from base 113 to 751 and encodes 212 amino acids. Gene Ontology annotation, molecular function: signaling receptor activity. The transcript is spliced from 7 exons. NCBI's taxonomy places the organism in Eukaryota, Metazoa, Chordata, Actinopteri, Salmoniformes, Salmonidae. The record is from RefSeq and is a predicted model, not a curated record.